This is a messenger RNA of Aptenodytes forsteri (emperor penguin), 4877 nucleotides long. RefSeq lists its product as uncharacterized. The coding region runs from base 320 to 1342 and encodes 340 amino acids. The transcript is spliced from 6 exons. Lineage: Eukaryota; Metazoa; Chordata; Aves; Sphenisciformes; Spheniscidae. The record is from RefSeq and is a predicted model, not a curated record.
CUCAUUGCUGGAAGGAACCGUGGCUGCUAAGGAGCAGAGCUCGGUGGCUGCGAGCAUCUCAGUCCAGUGUCCCCCCCCACCCUGGCUCGUCAUAUGAUUUCUCCUGAGGGAUAACCGCUGAGCGGGACCACAUCUCCAAGCUGAUCCUUUGCUGAUAAGCCGGCUGCCAAGUCUCCAGCGCUAAGACAAAAGAGUUUUUCUACUCCCAGCAGGUUUUUCUGCUGUGAAUGACAGAAGAAGAGGGAAAAGUGAGCUGCCAGGCACUCCUUGCAGGCAAGAGGCUUCAGGGGCUCCUUCCCCCCCACUGUGCUGGCAGAUCAUGGAGCUUUUCAGGCUGAGCCUGGGCUGUAUUUGCCUCCUUCCUUGGCUUGAGGUAGCAGGGGAACAAGGCUUCCUCAUAAGGAACACCCGGCUGGAAAAGUGCAUUCACACCUCCCACCACGAGACCAACGGCAUCAGCCUGACUGACUGCAAGGUGCACUCCCAGCAGCAGCAGUGGAGCUGGGACCCCGCCACCAGGACCAUCGUCAGCCUUAAAACAAAGCAGUGCUUGUCGGCCCACAAGAUGCGGGAGUAUGCCCCAGUCAAGCUGGAGCCCUGCGGGGACUGGGAACGCCAAGCGUGGUCCUGCAGCAAGAAGGGACACUUGACUCUGCAGAGCUUGGGCUUCCACCUCAGCACCAAGGAAGGAGGCCACAAGGUCUUUGUCUCAAGGGAGAAGGACAAAUUCAGCAGGUGGAAGACUUUAGCGGAUGAAACAAUCUGUGCUGCUGCCCAGACAGCAGCUCUGAGACCCAGCAAACCAACACAACAAGCCGUAGACACACGGGUGUGGACCUAUGAAACUAAAACCAUUGAUUCAUCAAAGAUCGAUGCUGUGAACAGAGAAUCUUCUGUAAGCUUGACUGACCCACCUCUGGGUAACAAAUUUAACAGCACGGUGUCUCCAGUGAAGACCAAACAGGCAUACCAUCCAGCAAACGAUGAUGCAUCCCACAAUCACUCUAAAAAGCACCAUGGAAAUCGAGGGAAAAAUGCUGGGGCCAGGCUUGCAGGCACCAACUGGAAGACGGCCAUGCUGGUCCUCAGCCCCUUGGCAUUCAUACUGGGAUUAAUAAUACUGACACUCAAUGUUCAUUACAACAAGAAGAAGAAAAUCCUCUCUGCUCUGAAGAGCUCCCCAGCCAACAGCAGCAGAGCUGACUUACGGGAGCCAUCUCCCUUACGAAGAGGUCCCCAGCCAUCUCGCUCCCCUUCCUUGAGGCAUGGAGAGAUCCUCAUUGAGUGGAAAGAUGGGACUGUCACUCCUCUUUUUGAUAAUGCCAAUUAUCAAAUGGACUAGCUCUGAAAUGAUGGAGCUGUUGUUCCAUCCUGUGUCACUCUUCCCACCAGGAAGAGUGCCACCAUAGCCAAUCUUCUCCCUAGCCUUGCUAUUUUGACAGGGAGUUGUACGCACUGUUUGGGUUUUUUUUAACACUUGAGAACAAUCUCAUUCCACAGCACGAGGUUGAAGCAAGCAGAGCAGAUUGUUUGGUUUGUAUAGGCACAUGCUGCUUAGCUCUUCCAGAGCUGAUAUAACCCGUAACAAAACCCAGAUUAGCUAAAUGAAGCCGAGACUCUCACCAGCUGCAACUGUCCAUUGCCCUGAACUUAUAGAGUUACUGAGCAUAUGAGAAAGUAAAUCCUUGGAGACAAGUUGUAAGGUGAAAAACAGAAGUCCUGAUGAUCCUUAAAUUCUUUUAAAGAUAAAACUAGCUGCCAACAGACACAGAAGGCUGUCAGUUACUUUGUCAAUGUGAAAACAUAACUAAUAAGCACUGCCUUAAGGACUCAAAAGAUUACAGUCUCCUCCAGAUAUCUGCCAAAAUACUCCCCCCACUAAGUUAUCAAUUAUGUAACAGCAAGUAAUUUUUCUAACUUAAAGGGUGGCACUCCAUCAUCCUCUGCACCACUGCAAGAGUCCUGCUGAGAGUAUGUGUCUCUCAAAAUAUUUCCCUAUUUAGGAUGUAUUAGACCUUAUUAUAACACACAUUCUCUUUCUUUAUGUAGGAUGACAAGUAACAUUGGUUAUUAUAUAACUUAUCCAGCCCUUUUAUACCAGCUUCAGUCUCUGAUUUCCUAUAGUCCUAUGGAAUAGUCAAUGAACAGAUAGAUAUACUGCUCCCAUCUAGAGCAGUAAUACAGUUUUUUUCCACAAAGGCACUGUUUUCAGCCUUUACACUUCUUGUAUGAGCAUAAUUAUCUGUGACCCAUCACACUCAAUCCUGAUCUUUUCUCAGUGAAACUUGCAAUAUCUUAGUGCCUUCCUAAUAUUCAUGAAUUUAUGCUUUCCUUCUCUCUGAUCUUGUGAUGAUGUAAACCAAAAUCACAUGGCUAUAAAUCAGGAAUUAUCUGGAGAAAGAAAUACUAACACCAAGAAAUUACAAGUAUGAGCUGCAUCAGUAUAUUUGUUCAGCAGUGCAAGGGAAACCAUAUCCUAACCUGUCUCUUACUCAGACUUAAACACUGCUUUUUACUUUACCUAAAUUAACUUUUUGUGCCAUUUCAGUGGAGCUUGGACUUCUCUAGAGUUUGUUUUUAUUUAACCUAAGGCAGAAGUAAGGUCUCUAGGGAAUUGAAAGUCUCUGGGUUUUGGUGGUUUUUUUUUUAAUUUUUCUUUUUAAACAUAGAUCCACAGCCUGGUUAAGAGUUAACUGCCAUGAGAUAUUAUUAUGACCAAAAACCUAGCUGGUUUCAAGAAAGAAAAUACAAACCUUAUUGGUUCAGGGCAUAAAAAUCAUAGAGGUUGGAAAUAAAUGUCUUCCCCAGGCAGAUUAUUCCAUAAUUGUUUACUGGAGGGUUUCCCACACACUCCUGGGGAAUGUAUUUUACUACCAGACACGGGCAGAGGAAGAACUCAUUUUUCACCAGUGAGCACAAACAAAAUUACAUUCUGACUUUCCAAUGUUUCCACUUUAAAACAAAUCCAAAAACUUUUGGGUCAAGUUUCCAAAUGCGUAAGCAUCAUUUUACACAUGAAAUUUGUGGGAAUACAUUCUGUACAUAAAUCGCUCAAAACGCACAUGCAGAGCCUCACCAGUUAUCACAGUUACAUCCCUUGUACCUUUUCCUAUAAUUAAGAUGCCCGCCUUUGAAAUUUUGUCCAAGGAGCACAUCACCUUGCAGUGCAUAGCACUUGUUACCCUCCAAAACCUUGACGCACUUUGGGAACACUAUGUAUGCAGUGCCAUUAAAAUGGAAAUACUCACCUGGGGUUCAGCUUUGUUGUGCUUUCCAAAGCAACAGGUGCUUAUGUUCAUUACUGCUGAAUGGGCAGAACAGAUGACUUGUUAAUGACUCUCUGUAAUUCACACUUAAUAUGCUAAUCUUGCUCAUAGACAUGAAGGCAGUAACACCAUUGUUUACACAGCACUGAUUAAAUGGUAGCUCAUACAAUAAUGAAAAAUUAAGACUGUGAAGCAGCACAGGUUUUUAACAUUUUCUCCCUCCUCUCUUUUACUGGUUGUUAUCUUUUAGUUUUUUCUCACUCGUUUACCUACGUUAGAUGCUAGACACCAAAUUUGCCAAGGUAUGGACAGAGGAGCUGAAGGUGUGAGUCUUCAUCACGAGAGGUCUUAAAAAGCACGUUAGCCAAACAUCCAUCAGGAAAGACUUCAAAAUAGGUGAUUCUGCCUUGGGGCUGGACCAGGUGACAGUGGGAGACACCUUCCAUCCUCUGCUUCUAAAGCUUGCUGAGAAACACUCAGAGCAAUCGCACAACCUAUGUGCUGUUCACUCUCUGCCAUCACCUGAAUGCAAUGCUUUUAAACAGUGUUCAUAAUCAAAAUAAAACCUGACUGUAAAGUGGAGGAGCACUGAAAUUGUUUAUGUGUGUGUGUAUAUAUAUUAAAACCCCCCUUAUUGUGCAUCUGUGUGUGUGUGUGUAUACACACACAAAAAAGGAUGCACUAUAAGAGGGCUUUUAUAAAUCAGCCUACAGGAAGAUUAAGAGAGUGAUGGGCAAGACAUCGCUGUCACAGUGGUACUAAUAUUAUUAAUAUAGGCUGCUCCAAAGGACGAGUGCUGCAUAACUGGCAGGUAACACAAUACUAAACUGCCGCCCAUAUUUGUCAGCCCAGUUACGCUGCUGGUAUCACAAGCCUUCUCCAGGGCUGACGUGAUACUGAUGACCCUCGUUUCACUCUUGCAGCAAAGAGGAAGACAAAGUGGAAGUAAAGCCCACUUUCUCAUACGCUUAUUUGCUUUGCGAGGUCCAAGUGCCUAAGCAGCAAAGGCUAGAGGAGAUGUAGGGAAGAAGGGACAACUUGUUCUCCCCCAAAGUUCCCUGGGAUUCAGAAAAACUUCAUUCCUCACCUAAAAAUGUUAAUAAUGCUGUCUUGCUUUUUUGGUAUUUAUGUACCAAAACAUCCAAAAGAUUAUGAACCAUUACUAACUGAGCGUACAUAAUCAUACAGAGUGCUAACAACCUCAGCUCCCAAUGAAGUUAAUGACAAAAGAGAGGUCCACAGGAAAGCUGAUGCAGGCGAGCUCAUCUGUACCACCCCAGGCUACUGCAAUCAUCCAGCAUGAGUAGCUACAGCACAGCACUAGCAGCGCACGUGGCCCUGCUGCCCACACAUUGGUGCAGGCUGCAGCCACAGAAACACAGAUGCUAUCAAACGGACACAAGAUUGCACGUUAGCUUAAAUAUUCUGUGCAGAAAAUGCUAUAUUAGGCAGACAGAUUUCCCUUUCCCAACCCCCUGAAUAAUGUAUGGCCAAGGUGUUUGUUAAAGAGCAAAAACGAAAAAAAAAGAAGCAAAAGAAGAACUUCAAGUUUACCAUUUAAAUACUGUACAUCAACCGUUUACUAAGACUCUUUAGAUGGAAAAUGUUUUC